GUCGUUCGGCCCGUUCAUAUGGAUAAUAGUCGCCAUGCUCUUCCUGACGGUCUCUACCUUCCUCCUCUGGACGUGCAUUCAGCUCAUGCACGCCUUUGAGGGCGACUGCCAGCACUUAGCCGUGGCGCAGCAUGAGCUGCGUGCUGCUCGAAUGGAAGCCGAGGCGGCGAGCCGGGCCAAGGGCGACUUCCUAACCACCAUGAGCCACGAGAUCCGCACUCCCAUGAAUGGCGUCAUAGGCAUGCUGAACCUGCUGCUGGAGACCCCAUUGGACGGCGCGCAGCAGGACUACGCGGAGACGGCGUGCAGCAACGGGCGGGCGCUGUGUGCGCUGAUCAACGACAUUCUCGACCUCUCCAAGAUCGAGGCCGAGAAGCUCUGCCUCGAGCGCAUCCCCCUUGAUCUCCGCGCCGAGCUGGACGACGUGCUCGCUCUGUUUGUGGAGAGUGCUGAUGAGAAAAGAUCGGUAGAGCUUGCCGCGUUUGUGGCUGACGACGUGCCCGAAACGAUGCUUGGGGAUCCGCUCCGAGUGAAGCAGAUACUCAUCAAUCUCAUCGGCAACGCAUUCAAGUUCACCACCAAGGGCCAUGUCUUCAUUGCCGUGCGCCUCGCAACCCCCGCUGACAGCAACAAUACCAACGAUGAUGCCGGUGGCCCCCCAUCGCUGCUCUCAGCUGCAUCCUCCACGUCCUCCUCAUCACCCUCACCAUCACCACCAUUAUCCCCCCACUCCAGAAAAUCACCCACCAGGCACCACUCCCUUGCCAAUUGCUUCACCAGUGCAAACAACUGUAGAGAGGGGAAGGAUGCAGCCGAGGGAGGUGGGGCCACUGCUGGUGCGGAUGGGAGGAGCGGUGCUGCUGCUGGUGGCACCAAUAUCACUCGUGGUGCCGAUGUUGGCAGCACUAGUGGCAGCGGGCCUGUUGCGCGUGCCGACGUUGGGCCUGCUUCCACUGACCCUGGGUGUCUGACUCUGAGUGGCCGUGCAGCAGUGGAGACAUGGUGCUCGUGGGAGGGCAUGCGGGAGCACAUGGACCUUGCUGCCGUCGGCAUGGCGAGUCAUGGUUGCCGUGGCCCUUGCAUCCUGCCUCCUGACCAGCCCGUGCGCCUGUUGGUGGCUGUGGAAGACACAGGUGCCGGCAUCCCACGCCACGCUCGGAGGCACAUCUUCCGGCCGUACACACAGGCAGAGCGCAGCACGGCACGGCUGCAUGGAGGCACGGGCAUCGGCCUCUCCAUCUGCAAGCGCCUGGUGUCACUGAUGGGCGGAUCCAUCUCCUUUGUCUCAAAGCCAGGCGUCGGCACCACCUUCCUCUUUGAUAUCCUCCUCCACACACCCCCUCUCUCUCACCCUCCUCCCUCCCUGGCUCAACCUCCCCAACCCCACACAACUACUCCUGAACUCAGCACUCCGCCUCGUGCCCCUGUCCCACUUCUCUCCUCUCUCUCACUCCCUCCUCCCCUGCUUUAUGCAUCUCCAACCUCUAAGCCGUCCUCUGCCUCUCCCUCGGGCACAAUAUCCAUCCCCACUCCUCUUCCUCAACGCUCCUGUAUGGCCCCCCAAGGCACAACCAGCCAGCAGCAGCAGAAGCAGCAUCAGGCAGCAUGUGGGCUACAGGGAGUGUGUGUGGUGAGUGGUGGGAGUGGUGGGAAGGCAGCAUGUGCGCCAGGCGGCGUGUGUGUGGUGAGUGUGGACGACCGGCCGAUGCAGGGGCAGGAGCAGGAGCAGGAGCAGGAGCAGGAGCAGGAGCAGGAGCAGGAGCAGGAGCAGGAGCAGGAGCAGGAGCAGGAGCAGGAGCAGGAGCAGGAGCAGGAGCAGGAGCAGGAGCAGGAGCAGGAGCAGGAGCAGGAGCAAGAGGAGGAGCAGGAGGAGGAGCAGGAGGAGGAGCAGGAGGAGGAGCAGGAGGAGGAGCAGGAGGAGGAGCAGGAGCAGGAGGAGGAGCAGGAGGAGGAGCAGGAGCAGGAGGAGGAGCAGGAGGAGGAGCGGCUUCCCUUCUCACAAACCAACACAGGACCUAUCAGCAACCACUCAUAUCGUCCUCUAAAGCCUCGUCUUGAGCCGUUGAAUUGUGCUCUCGAGCCUCCUCUUGAGCCGCUGACUCAUCCUCUCGAGCCUCUGACUCAUCCUCUCGAGCUUCCUCUUGAGCCAUUUGGCUCGCCGGCUGUUCUUGUCGCUUCUCUUGCCUUCCGCCCCUCCGCCUCCACCCCCUCUGCUUCCUCCGAACGUUGCUCCCCUCUCUCUCUCGCUCCCCUUUCCCGCCAGUCCUCCUGCCCUCCUCUUUCAGUCACUGCCUGCUCUUCGAGCGAGAAGGGAGUGGGUGGAAGGGAGGAGGAGCAGCAGCGGCAUCAGCGGCGGCAGAGGCAGCAGCGCUGGUGGAAGAAGCAGGAGGAAGAGGGAGAGGAGGAGGGGGUUGAGGAGGAGGAGGUGGAAGAAGGAGAGGAGGAGCACGAGGCAGAGGAGGAAGAAGGAGAGGAGGUGAAUGGAGAGGGGGGAUUGCAGCAGCAGCAGGUGCACUACAAGAGCUUGAGCAAGGAGGAGAGGCGGGGAUGGGUGGGGGCGGUGGUGGUGGAGGGGGAGAUGAUGCAGCGGUUAGGCGUCACAGCAGAUCAAAUCCAUUCUCUUUUGAUGGACCAGGGAGGGGUUGGGAUGGCAGGGUCUGGUGAGCUGAUGAGCGAGCAAGAGCAGAUGAGUACGAGUGAGCAGAUGAGCAAGCAAGAGCAGAUGAGUACGAGUGAGCAGACCUCCAAGGGAGGGCACCUGGGGGUGGGUAGGGACGAAGGUGAGGAGAUACCAAGGGAGAGACUGAGCAGGUGUGCAGUGGAGGAGAAUUCGCACGGCAGCGAGUGCAGCAAGAAUAGCAAUAACUGUGGAAGGUGGCCCAUCCCCUUCCUUGUGCUACUGCAUGGCUCGUUCCCCCUCCCACCCAGCCCUCUUGCCAGAAGCCUAACUGCAGCCGACAGCUUCAGCCCGAGGGAUGCUUAUAAAGGGGACAGCUUUUCCCAUGAACUGGAUUUGGACGGUCACAGGGAGGUCGGCUGCAACUGGUCGUUGGCGUGCACCAGUGAGGAGGAGGCAUCGGAUGGAGGGCAGCAGCAGCAACAGGGCAUGGAUGGCAACAGUGGCUCGUUGGCGAACCGAUCAGCUUCCCUCGAACACCUGGUUGAAGCAUUUGCACCUGCACCUGCACCUCCUGCUGCUGCUGAUGAUUUGGAAGGUUUGGCAUCGAGUGCUGCUGCUCCGGCAGGUUUCGCAUUGGUGGCCGGUACAGCGUGUGGAGGUGGUAGGUCGGCGGGAGGUAGAGCCCUUGGGAGAGGCACCAGUGCUGUGGAAGCAGCUGGUUCAGGCAAAAGGAGGGCAUGGGUGCACGGUUCAGCAGGCGAAAGGAAAGCAGCUGGGCAGUCCCGUGCAAGACAGAGUGAUAAGAGGCAUAGCACAAGCAGCAGUGGUGCUGGUGGCGAUGAUGGUGCUGAUGUUGCUGCCGCUGCUGGUGCUGGUGGUGGUGGCAGAGUGAGUGGGUUUGAGAAUGUGCUGGAUUUCGCAGGGUUCUCUCCUGCUACUUCGUGCUCCUCGCUUGGGACAUUAUCGCCUGCCCCUACACGCACACCAUCGCCGUCACUCUCACCAGCCCCAGCACCAGCAGCAUUCCCAACAGCAGCACCGCCAGCAGCACCAGCCGCAACAGCAGCGGCACGAGAGCCGGCGACGGUAGGGGAGGGGUUGAGCGUGCUUUUGGGGAGGCAGGUGAUGGUGGUGGAUGACAAUGUGAUCAACCGCAAGGUGGCCAGCAAGCUGUUGGAGAGGCACGGCGCGCGAGUCACCGCCGUGGAUGGCGGCACCAAGGCCCUUCACGCCCUCGCCCCGCCCCACCCCUUCCACCUCGUCCUCAUGGACCUCCAGAUGCAGGGCAUGGAUGGGCUGGAGGCGACUCGCAGGAUCCGAGCGCGGGAGAGGGCUCAGGGCGGGGGGCAUGUGGCCAUCAUUGCGCUCACAGCGGAUGUGAUUGCCGGCACGCGCCACCACUGCUUUGCCGUCGGAAUGGAUGCCUACCUCUCCAAACCCCUAGAGGAAAUGCAACUUUCCAAGGCCGUCUGGCGCUGCCUCGCCAAUACAUGA
Messenger RNA from Closterium sp. Naga37s-1, 4114 nucleotides. The record is from the annotation of a GenBank genome assembly. Lineage: Eukaryota; Viridiplantae; Streptophyta; Zygnematophyceae; Desmidiales; Closteriaceae.